Tarenaya hassleriana is the source of this 1035-nucleotide messenger RNA. Its product is annotated as GDSL esterase/lipase At2g38180. Gene Ontology annotation, molecular function: hydrolase activity, acting on ester bonds. The record is from RefSeq and is a predicted model, not a curated record. The transcript is spliced from 6 exons. Bases 27 to 821 code for a protein of 264 amino acids. NCBI's taxonomy places the organism in Eukaryota, Viridiplantae, Streptophyta, Magnoliopsida, Brassicales, Cleomaceae.
CCCUAAAAACUUGAAUUAUUGGGUUUAUGCAUUCACCGGAAGCUAAGAGCGGAAGGAUCGAUCGGAGGGAGGAAGAGAUGGUGGGGCCUGGAAGACCUCAGAUCGUGCUCUUCGGUUCUUCCAUUGUUCAGUUUAGUUUCAUCAAUGGCGGAUGGGGAGCCAUUCUUGCCGAUCUCUACGCUCGCAGGGCUGACAUUAUCCUGCGGGGAUAUGCCGGUUGGAAUUCAAGGUUCGGUUUGCAGGUCAUAGACCAAGUUUUCCCAAAGAAUGCUGCCGUUCAACCUGCAUUGGUGAUAGUCUAUUUUGGUGGGAAUGAUUCGAUGCAUCCUCAUCCAUCAGGCCUAGGUGCUCAUGUCCCUCUACCUGAAUACAUACAAAACAUGAGGAAAAUUGCAGAGCAUCUCUUGAGCCUUUCCGACAAGACCCGGGUCAUCUUUCUCACCUCCCCACCUGUGAACGAGAAACAAAUCCAGGAAUCUAUCGGGGAUGUAGCCCGUGGCCGGAAGAAUGAGCUCUGUCGUAUAUACUCAGACGCGUUGGUAGAUCUAUGCGAAGAGAUCAAUGUCAAAGCUAUUGAUCUUUGGACCGCAUUCCAGCAACAUGACGAUUGGUUGAACACUUGCUUCACGGACGGAAUACAUUUCACGGAGUUGGCGAGUGAGAUUGUGGUGAGGGAGAUACUGAAGGUCCUGAGGGAAGCUGAUUGGAAACCAAACCUUCACUGGAAGUCAUUACCGGUCGAGUUCCCAUUUGAUUUCGGUACACCCAACUCUCCAAGCCUUUUUGACCUGGAAUUAACCAGAAAUAACCACUGGUACUAAACCGGUCCGGUUUUUAGCAUUUUAGUAUUUUACCAGCGAAUUAACCAGAAACAGUCACUGGGUCUAAACAAAAACUGUCACGGUUAUUGGAUGGAGAAAACUUCACAAUAAAUAGGGUUGGAGGAUGUUUGUCAGGGCGUAAGGUUGUCGAUAAUACGUUUCUUCCUGAAAUGUUGUACGACCUAAAUUGUUUACAUAAAAUAAUGUUAUAUGA